AUGUACGGCGGUUCCGCCUCGUCGGGGGGCAGAUGGUCGCUCGGAGCCAAGACGUACCGUGCUCCGACCGAGGGGGAGCGGCUGAGGGAGGCGCAGGACCGCCUCGUGCGCGAGGGCGAGCGGCGCAAAAUCCACGAGAUCAAGCACGAGGAGCGCCACAUCCGCAAGCAGCGUGAGCUCCAGCUCGAGGCCGCACGCGCCAACCGACACGCUGUCGGCAUCGAGCACGGCGUUCAAGGCGGGCAGCUCCUCGCCGGCGGGCUCGUUGCGCCGUCGCCACGUCUUCGCGCCUCGUCCUUCGGCUCGUACGGCGCGCGCCCUGUCGGCCUCCUCGGCAGCCCGGCCACGGCCGGCGGGCUCCUCGGCAGCCCGGGAGGAGGAGCGCUCUUGCGCUCGCGGUCGCGCUCGAGAGACCGGGCUCUCGUCGGUGCCGAGAGGUUGGCGCUCGACGAGGCGAGGAGGAGGGAAACGGAGCUCGCGAGGAUCAGGGCGCAGCGCAGCCAGCUCGAAGCCGAGGCGAUGAGGAGAAUGCGCCACGAACGCGCCGCCCUCGCCGCCGCCAACCAGGCCAUCCUCGCCUCGCCGCGCAUGUCGCCUGCGCUCCUGCCCUACGGCGGCGUCGGUGCCGGCGGCCAGAUGCUGCGCCGCACGCACUCGUGGAGCGGCGGCGUCCCGGGCGCCGGAUACGGCUCGCCUUACCUCGGCGUCAGCGGCGGUCUCGGCGGGCACCACCACCACCACCAUGCGUCGCCUCGUGUCGUCCCCGUCCCCUACCCCGUCCCCGUCCAGCAGCCGCACCUGCACGGCCUCCACGGCGGCGGCGUCCCUCUGCGCGCUCGCACCCCUUCUCCCGCCCGUCUCGGCAUGUCGCCACGCCUCCUCGCCCGCACGCCCUCGCCCAACGUCGUCAACUACAACACGUUCAACGUGUCGCCUCGCGUCGGCGGGUACGGCGGCGGGUACGGCGGCGGGGUCGGCGACCUCGGCGCGCUCGACGACCUGAACCUCCACGAGAGGGGCAUGAUCGACCCGCCGCUCUUUGGCGGCGGCCUCCUCGACGACGUCGGCGGACCGGGAGGCAUGGGCGGCAUGCCCGGCGCGUUCGGUGCGGGCGAGCUCGACUUUGCCGUGACGGACGAGGCGCACGUGCCGGGCAGGACGAUCGUGCAAGACCUCGGCUUCGUCGAGGGCCUCUCGUCGCGCUCGGGCGGUGGGGGCCUCCUCAGCGAGGACGACCGGCUCAAUUUCGCCAUCGCCGACCUCACGGCGCAGGCGCAGGGUCGCGGCGCCAACGGCGUCCUGCAGGUCGAGACGGGCGAGGACCUCGGUGGCGAGAUUGUCGUCAGAGGGAGGGCGGUCGUGCUCGCCUGAGCGGGCGCCGUCGAGUGUUCUUGCGGGCCGAGAGAUGCGGGUCGGCCAUGUACUUGACUUGGAGUUGUUUCGGGCGGCGCAAUGAAGCUGUACGACCC
Molecule: messenger RNA, 1469 nt
Organism: Rhodotorula graminis WP1
Lineage: Eukaryota; Fungi; Basidiomycota; Microbotryomycetes; Sporidiobolales; Sporidiobolaceae
Exons: 5
Coding region: 1-1371 (456 amino acids)
Source: RefSeq, a predicted model, not a curated record